Cherax quadricarinatus is the source of this 1618-nucleotide messenger RNA. RefSeq lists its product as uncharacterized. The record is from RefSeq and is a predicted model, not a curated record. Lineage: Eukaryota; Metazoa; Arthropoda; Malacostraca; Decapoda; Parastacidae.
GCUCGUUGCCGCCGCGGGAGGAGGAGACUGUUGAUCCACCUGGGUAGGUGCAACAACGCUUGCAACAAAAGUCCCGUUGCUACCACCCUCCCUUCCCCCAUCCCUGUUGUUCGAAACAGCGAGACGGAGAGAACAUGGAGGUGAGGAUGACCAUGAAGCUGUUAUUGCUGCUGGUGAUCUGCUGUGCACUGCUCUCCCCCCCGGCUGCUGCAAGACCUCCGCAGAGGCAGAAACGUGUUAGUGACCAGCGUCUGGCCGAGCUGGAGACGUUGCUGGCCCUGGCCAAGAUGAAGAACAGGAAGUACGUUACUCUGCCUGUCGGAUUUGGCCUUAUUGACGUCAAGCAGAUCGGGCGCCGCAAGAGGUCCGCCUCGACUGCCGUUGGAGUAGCACCUCAGGACGGAGGACAAGGAGAGUACGAGUACGACAUCGGAGAUCUCAUUUCCGACCUCUCGAGCGCCCUCAAUGUUCAAGCCCUGAAGGAAGACCGCAGUCUAGAGGAGACCAACUACCCCAUGGAGGAGGCCAACCUGGAGGACGAGCUCAGGGAGGACAGGAAAGCUGGCAGGAUGAAAGAAGGUCUUGUGCAUGCCGGCUUCAGGGAAACCCCACCCACUAUUCUCUUUGGCAUGAGAGGCGUUCCUCGCCACAGGUUGAUCUAGGUGCUGAGAGGCGCAUCAAACACCCGCAAGAUCCGCCUAAGUUUGAGUUUAUUUGAGCUCGUCAUGUGCUGUUCUAACUUUUAUUGAGUUGAGCGUUAACACGUCGGUCGCAGUGCAGGGAGACGCAACCACCAGCUUCCUCGUGGGAUGAACGAGAUGAUGAAGUGCAGACUCGUUCAUCUCCUUAGCAUGACUUCCUGACCGGCUCUAGUAGCAUCUGCUGAUACAACUACUAAACUAGGCCAUUGAAAGACACUUUUGACAGGUAGUGCCUUUAUUUUACGAAGUUACUCUCACAGUGGUACUUACUAAAGUGGUACUUGAUAAAGUUGCACUUGAUGAAGCUCCACUGAGUGAACUGUAAAGUAAAGAUUUUUUUUUUUACCCUCCUGCUUAAGUGUCUCUGACUUAGCACUUUGUGGCUUGUGACAUCACCCACCAAGCCCUGAGCCACUCUCCAGGGAACAAUAACCCCAUGAAUAGUGCCACCAUUGACCUAGUGAUUACGUCUUCGAGUAACAAGAGAGGUGAAACAAAUCAUUGAAAAAGAUGCCCUUUCUCCGCUCACUUGCUUCCAAGUCUAUGUAUAUAUGUAUGUCAAAUUCACGAGUUUAUUUCAGCCAAUAUCAAAGAUUUAUACGUAGAUAGGAAACAAUGAAAAAAAAAUGUGUCGGGAGAGGUUGGUUACUGUCCCAUCUUAGUGGAGGUAAUAUGGAAAUUUAACGAGGGGGUUAAAUUAUUUUUUUUUUUUUUUUUAACUCUUUUUGAAGUCUUCAUUAAAUGAUCUGCUAUACUGGCUUCAUUUUCUGAAGAUUCUCUUGACUAGCUUUCGCCAAAAAAAAAAAAAAAAAAAAUAUAUAUACGUUGAUUUGUAUUAGAUUCUUCAUCUGUAUUAGCCAUUGUAAGACGUAUGUUUGACCAGCCAACAUAUAUUGACUAACACAUCUGUUUUUCCU